Macadamia integrifolia is the source of this 4692-nucleotide messenger RNA. RefSeq names its product Fanconi anemia group J protein homolog. The transcript is spliced from 28 exons. Bases 303 to 4097 code for a protein of 1264 amino acids. The record is from RefSeq and is a predicted model, not a curated record. Gene Ontology annotation, molecular function: ATP binding; DNA helicase activity; hydrolase activity, acting on acid anhydrides, in phosphorus-containing anhydrides. NCBI's taxonomy places the organism in Eukaryota, Viridiplantae, Streptophyta, Magnoliopsida, Proteales, Proteaceae. Gene Ontology annotation, cellular component: nucleus. Gene Ontology annotation, biological process: double-strand break repair involved in meiotic recombination; nucleotide-excision repair.
AGUAUUGGCCGUUGGAUGGAUCUGUAAUUCCGAACCCACCAUUCGGCCUGGAGACCUUUGGAGGAAGGAUCUGCUGCUUUCUCGUUUCCCCCCCAAAAAGUUUUCCCCUAAAACUUAAAAAUUGUCGCGCGCCAAAACGUGAUGUCUGUCGCUUUCCAUUUCUAUCAUCCUCCCUCCCAUGACGGGUUUGCGAUUUGUGAACAAUCUGAGUUGAAGCAGAAAGGUAUAAUAGUGCUCAAUCGCUCAAUCUCUUCACUAUCUUACAAAGAUUUCAGAUUCAGUACCCGCAAAGGCGAGUGACGAUGGAUUCGACGGCCACUAAACCUAACAAACCUAGCGGCGUCUACCACAUCGGGGGAAUUCCGGUGGAGUUCCCGUACAAACCCUAUGGUACUCAGCUGGCAUUCAUGGGCAGGGUGAUUUCAACCCUAGAUCGAGCUCAGAGUCAAGGUCAUUGUCAUGCAUUACUUGAAUCACCGACUGGGACUGGGAAAUCUCUGUCGCUCCUCUGCUCUACGCUUGCAUGGCAGCAGAACCAAAACACGAAGAAUCUUUCUGAAUCCAAACCAGCUCCCGAGGCCUUAUCUGAUCCCAUCGCACAUGGUGGUGGAUUUAUUCCUGAACCAGAACCUUCCGGUAAUUCAAUACCGGGAGCUCUACAACCAUCUCCAUCUGCAAUGAACAGUAUGAGUCCAAAGAAAAAGACACCUACCAUCUUUUAUGCCUCGAGGACACAUUCACAAAUUAGUCAAUUGAUUCGGGAAUACCGCAAAACAUCAUAUCGAGUUAAAAUGGCAGUUUUGGCAUCAAAGAAACACUACUGCACCAACAAGCACAUAUGUGGACAAGAAAACAUUGAUGAGAAAUGCAAGAAGCUUCUGAAGGACCCAGCAGGUGUUGGAUGCUUUGAAUUCAAAAAUGCGCAUAAAGUCAAAGCUCACCCAUCACUUCAUAGUGGCGGCUGCCAUGAAGCUCAUGAUAUUGAAGACCUUGUGAAAGUUGGACGAGCUGUUAAUGGUUGUUCUUACUAUGCAGCACGUUCUAUGGCAGAAGUGGCAAAGCUAGUUUUUUGUCCUUAUAGCUAUGUAAUUAAUCCAAUAAUUCGGAGAGCAAUGGAAGUAGAUCUUAAAGGAUCAAUUCUCAUUCUUGAUGAAGCCCACAAUAUAGAGGACAUGGCACGUGAAGCUGGUAGUGUGGAUGUUGAAGAAGAUAUGCUGGAUGUGUUGCAGACAGAAUUAGGGCAACUGUGCUUUGCUGAUUCAACAACUUAUCAACCUCUACAUGAGACAAUUGAGGGAAUUAUAAGUUGGAUUGGUCAGAGGAAAAGUACCUUGCAGAAGCAUGAAUUUCAGCACUAUUGCACUUGUUGGACUGGUGAGAAGGCCUUAAGAGAGCUUCAAGAGGCUGGUAUAUCUAAACAUUGCUUCCCAAUCUUGAAAGAGUGUGCAGCGAAGGCAAUCAAAGCUGCAUCUAAUGUGGAGUCUAAGGAAGUUUCUUUAACUGGCAUGUCCGCAGCAGUACUGGAAGGGCUUUUCUCUUCGUUCAGUUAUUUUUUCUCUGGAAAUGGGCUUCAUAUCCUUGAUUAUCAGCUCGUUUUACAACGAUAUGCGUCGAGAGAUGGGGAACAUGGUGGAAACUGGAAACAUUCUUUCAGUCUAUGGUGUCUGAAUCCUGCAGUGGUCUUCAGAGAAAUUGCGGGUCUUUCGAUGUCUGUGAUUCUUACAUCAGGGACAUUAUCUCCAAUGGACUCAUUUGCGGCGGAACUUGGAGUCCAGUUUGAAACUUGUAUUGAAGCUCCACAUGUAAUAGAUGUUGGAACACAGCUAUGGGCUGGUGCCAUUUCUACUGGUCCUGGAAACUACCCAUUGAAUGCAAGCUACAAAACGGCCAACUGUUAUGCUUUUCAGGAUGCACUUGGUGCCACUUUAGAAGAAAUCUGUAAGAUUGUGCCAGAUGGUGCUCUUGUCUUCUUCCCUAGCUAUCAUUUGAUGGAAAAGCUAUGCAACCGUUGGCGUGAAACAGGACAAUGGUCUAGGUUAAAUGCACAAAAACCCGUUUUCGUUGAGCCAAGGAGUCAGGAAGAUUUUGCGCUUGCUUUGAAGGGUUAUCAUGGUUCAAUUCUUCGAGGUAAUGGACCUGCUCCUAGGAAACGCAGGGGGAAAAAACGUGACCUUAACCAGCUCGAUGCAAAGUCCACUCAGAAUUCUUCAAAGGGGGGUGCUGCUUUGCUUGCUGUGUGCAGAGGAAAGGUCGCAGAAGGGAUUGACUUUUCGGAUGAGAAUGCUCGAGUGGUUAUAAUUGUCGGCAUUCCAUUUCCAAACGUACAUGAUAUUAAAGUGGCACAGAAAAAGAAAUAUAAUGACACUUACCACUCAUCCAAAAAUCUUCUAAGUGGGAACAAGUGGUAUUGCUACCAAGCAUUUCGUGCUAUGAACCAGGCUGCAGGCCGUUGCAUUCGUCAUAUGUUUGACUAUGGAGCCAUUCUCUUUAUAGAUGAACGAUUUAGAGAAGAGAGAAAUAUAUCACACAUUUCCAAGUGGAUAAGAAAGUCCAUCAAACAGUAUGACAAUUUUGACAUGUCAAUAGAAGGAUUACAGUCAUUUUUCCGUGAUGCAAAGGAAAGAUUUGGGCCAAAAGACAUGAAUGUGUUGGGCACUCCUAAAGUUAAAGAGGAACAUAUGCCAUGUACAAAGCAGAAGUCUUUAAGCAAAGGAGCUGUUCACACGCAUGAUCAUCAUGAUGGACAGAAAGUAAUUUAUAGCAGUAUAACAACUGAAAAGGAAAAUCAGUUCUCUCAGUCUGUGAUGUCUAUGAGCAAGGAUAAUCUCACUCUUCCUCAAGUGAAAGCUCAAUGUGGUGUUGAAGAUGAAGAAUUUGUUCCACUGGUUGAGAAGGAUUUGGGUAGCGACAAAGAAUCUAUUGUUUUUGAUUGCAGUUCUGAAAAAAACUUGAGGUGGUCAGAGACUAUACCCACAGCAUCCUUUAAUGAGAGUCGAGAAAAAAUCUUAGUCAAUGAAACAUCUGGUGUGGGUGAGAAUGGAACUGUUGGUAGUCCUCAAGAUUUUCCCAAGGCUGAGAACUCAAGUAUAACCGUAUUCCAGGCUUCCAAUGAGUUAUCAGACCAACUUUCGUUCCAUUCAACAUCCCUAGCGAGUCCAAGUGGAGCUGCCUCGCGAAGCAAAUGUUUUCUUAUGGAUACUCCUGAAAGAAAUGCUAAUAUGGACAUCUGUGAUCGAAAAUCAGAAAAUGAAUCUUUGAAUUUGAGUGUAAAUUCUCAUACCCAGAAAUGGAGGAGGCACAUCAGUUCUCCAUUAGUAAACUUAAUUCAAGAGAAACAGUUUGAUAUUCCCAAUGCCAAGUUUCCUAACCAUGUUGAUUGCAGUGGAAGUGUGGGAUCAUCUCGAGAUGCGAUCCGCAAAAUUGAAUUCGAUUUUGAGGUGAAGGACCCUAAAUGCAAACACCAGAAGCUGAAUCUUCCACAAAAGUUCCCAGUGAAUAACAGUGUCACCUUACAUGCAUCUUCCAGUCCUGUUAUGGAUGAGCAAUUAUAUAUCUGUUGCUCAAUCUGCCAAAACCCAUUGGGAUUGUCUGAGAAUCAUUUCCUUGUUACUUGCUCAUUUGUUUCGUCUUCAAAAGUUUACUUGGCAUCCCUCCUUGGAAGUCGAGGUGCAUCUCCAGCCAGAAAUAGAUCAAUAACUGUCCGAGUUCUAAUCUCUGAUAUCUCAUCUGUCGAUCAGCGGCUCUAUAAUAGGCUCGCUCUUGAAGGUGCUCAAAAGCAUGGUGUAUGGUGUGAAGAAGAUGGUUGUGUUUUUGGUACUGUUUUCUGCCCCUUCUGUUCCUCUCCUGACAGUUGCCUUGGUUUACAGAUUAUGGCAACUGAUUCAUCAAAUAUUCACUUACUUAACAAGAUCUUGUUUUACCCUAAUCGUUUGGAAAUCAAGAACCCUGAAGAAUCAAAAGAUGAGAAGGUGUUGCCUUCAAUAGAGCAAUUUUCUUAUUUACCACAACAGAAUUCAGAAGGCUGGAGAACUACAAAAGCUAAGCUGAGACUACCCAAAAGAGGUCUGCCUUGGUCAGAGGAUCACUUUGGAGCUUAAGGAAGCUUGUGUCUAAAUUGGGCUAUGUGAUAUCAAACUUCCUGAUCGUCCUCCUAUCAAUACUUGCUGUUAUGCCAAAUUGAGGGUUGAACCAUUGGUGGAAAUAAUGCCAAGCCACUUUCUUCAUGCUUCAAGGGGAGGGAAGGUUCUUCCAAGUUUCAAAAUUCACUGUUUUCAAGGGGCUAUUUUGUUGGCCAAUAUUUUCAGAAGAGGAACCUUGUGGUUCUGAUUAUUUAGUUGAGGAAUUAAUUAUAAUCCUCAUUAUCCAUAACCAAGCCUCGAUAAAGUAAUGUUCCAUAUCCCACUACUGAUGCACAGGAUUUUCCAGGGCUGCCUUGAGGUCCUUUUUUUUGGGGGGAGUGGGGGAAUUUUUUCCUCACUGGCUACAUGUUAUCCAUGAUACACGAGCUGGUAGAUCAGAAAAGGGUUUUCCUAGUGACAUUUUCUAUUAAACAUCAGUUGUAUAUAUUGAUUAAAGAGGUCCUCUUGUAGGUGUUAUGUAUAGGAUAGGCAUAUGCAUUUUUUUUUCUCUGUACUUGCACAAAACAAUUCUUGAGAAUGUCAUGAUAGUUAAAUUUCAAAUAAUUUUAAAAUA